This is a messenger RNA of Fusarium coffeatum, 699 nucleotides long. RefSeq lists its product as uncharacterized. NCBI's taxonomy places the organism in Eukaryota, Fungi, Ascomycota, Sordariomycetes, Hypocreales, Nectriaceae. Gene Ontology annotation, molecular function: acetyltransferase activity. The record is from RefSeq and is a predicted model, not a curated record. Bases 1 to 699 code for a protein of 232 amino acids. The transcript is spliced from 3 exons.
AUGGCCAAACAACAAAAAGACCAGGAAAUCAUCGAGAUCGCCAAAACUCUCAAAGAUGUCCCCUGGUGCGAAGAAUAUGAAAAGAUGAUCUCAGGCAUGCUCUACGACCCUCUUCACCCAAAGUUGCUAGAGGGCCGUCACAGAGCACGCGGUCUAUCCUACAAGUUCAACAAUCUAGAUCCCAACACCGGAACAUAUGAGGAGAUCGAGAAGAAGCGUACUGAGAUGUUGUCUGGGAUGCUCGGAAAGGUUGGCUCUGGAACAUUUAUCGAGGCGCCUUUCACACCAGACUACGGAAGCAACGUCUCUAUCGGAAAGAACUGCUUCAUGAACUUUGGAUUGACAAUCCUAGACACCAGUCUCGUCAUAAUCGGCGACAGAGUGCAAAUGGGCCCCAACGUACACCUCUACACAGCCGGCCACGAAACGAGCGUCCUCUCAAGGAUCAAGUUCGUCGAGUUCGGACACCCUAUCCGCAUUGAGGACGACUGCUGGAUCGGAGGAAACGUGGUGGUCCUUCCUGGUGUUACCAUUGGAAAGGGCUGUACUGUUGGAGCUGGUGCAGUUGUCACGAAGAGCCUGCCUCCUUACUCCAUCGCCCUGGGAGCUCCUGCAAAGGUUGUCAAAACGAUACAGAGUGUUGAAGAGGAGAGGGCGGAUCCCAAUAAUCCUUUCAACAAUAUGCCUGAUCGGGAAUAA